Molecule: messenger RNA, 3237 nt
Organism: Cynocephalus volans (Philippine flying lemur)
Lineage: Eukaryota; Metazoa; Chordata; Mammalia; Dermoptera; Cynocephalidae
Gene: ANKRD35
Product: ankyrin repeat domain 35
Exons: 14
Coding region: 1-3009 (1002 amino acids)
Molecular function (GO): protein binding
Source: RefSeq, a predicted model, not a curated record
AUGAAGCGCAUCUUCUCCUGCUCCAGCUCACAGGUGGCGGUGGAGAGAUGGAACCGUCGUGAUCAGAAGCUACUCGAAGCAGUGCAGCGGGGGGAUGUGGGACGCGUGGCUGCCCUGGCCUCCAGGAAGUCGGCCCGACCCACCAAGCUAGAUUCCAAUGGCCAGUCCCCGUUUCAUCUGGCAGCCUCCAAAGGCUUGACUGAGUGUCUGUCUAUACUACUUGCAAAUGGGGCUGACAUCAACAGCAGGAAUGAGGAUGGAAGCACUGCCCUGCACUUGGCCACCAUCUCCUGCCAGCCACAGUGUGUUAAGGUCCUGCUUCAGCAUGGUGCUAAUGAAGACGCUGUGGAUGCAGAAAACCGCAGUCCAUUGCACUGGGCAGCCUCCUCUGGCUGUGCCUCAAGUGUGCUCCUACUGUGUGACCACGAAGCCUUCCUGGACGUGUUGGAUAACGAUGGACGUACACCCCUGAUGAUUGCAUCACUGGGUGGUCACGCAGCUAUCUGCUCACAGCUGCUGCAGAGAGGUGCCAGAGUUAAUGUCACAGACAAGGAUGACAAAUCGGCUCUGAUCCUGGCCUGUGAGAAAGGCAGUGCCGAGGUGGCUGAACUGCUCCUGAGCCAUGGAGCAGAUGCGGGGGCUGUGGACGGCAUGGGGCAUGAUGCUCUACAUUACGCUCUACAUACACAAGAGAAAGCACUUUGUAGGCUGCUACGGCAGGCCCUGAACCGGCGGCGGUGCGGAGGUCAGGGCCUAGUCCAACACCCAGAUCAUGCAUCCCAGGCCUCUCCAUCUGAGCCCCAGGUGAGUUUUCCACCUAAGAGCCCACGGAAAGCAGAGCCUGAGGAGGAGCAAGAGGAAGAGGAGGAUGAAGACCUAUGUUCAGAGGGGUGGAGGUGGAAGUAUGAAGAGGAGCAGAAGAAAGUUUCUCAGUUGGAGCAGGAGCUGGUGCAAAAGACAGAAGAGUGUAAGGCUCAAGCUGCAGCCUACCUGGGUCUGGAGAACCAGAUUAAAGAACAGGUCCGGGUGCUAGGGCUCCUCCUAUCCCAAGAGCCUGGAGCUCCAGGAGGGCAGGGCUCUGGUCUCCGGCCUGGAGGGGAUGGCAUGGAGCAAGGUUGUCCCUUGGACCUGCUGGCUGAGUGUAUACAAGAGCUAAUGAAGCAGCAGCAGGCAGCAGCCACAGUAAACCCAACAUUAGCUCCCAAGAAGGCAGAGGAUUCAGCCUCAGGAGAGAUCCAGUAUGAAGUCCAUGGAGAGCCCCAACCAGAAGAACAGGGGCCAUCCCGGAGCCCAAGGUCUGAGACCAGUGGGGAAGCCACAGGACGGCAACUGACCACCAAUGGGGGACAGACCCUUGGCCCUAAUCAGACUGACCAGCUCUGUGCUGGCCAGAAGGAGAGGCCCCAGGCCCCAGGGUUUGAACCAUCAGGCACAGUGGCUGAACCAGUGGGUACAGCAGCCAUGAACCAGCUCCUGCUACAACUAAGGGAGGAGCUGGCUGCGGUGUGGCGAGAAAAGGAUGCUGCCAGGGGGGCUUUGUCAAGACCGAUCUUGGAGGGAGCCCUGGGAACUUCCCGGGCUGAGGCUGCAGCUGCUGCCUGGGAGAAGAUGGAGGCCCGGUUGGAGCAGGUGCUGGUGAGGCUGGAUCGAGCAAAGGCAGGGCUACAGGUGAAACCCGAGGCCCCCACCCAGGAGUCCAGCGAGAUAGCUCUAAAGACAGCUCCAGGGAGCAUCAAAGAGGAUGAAGAGAAGGAGAAAAGGGGUCCUGGGGCCCGGGGAGAGCCUUUAGGAGCUCCUGGAGGAGAGCAGACCCCAGCAGAAGGCUUGGCAAAGGGACAUCUGGAGAAGGAGGUGUCAGCACUGAGACUGAGUAACAGUAAUUUGCUGGAGGAGUUGGGGGAGCUGGGGCGGGAGCGACAGCGGUUGCAGAGGGAGCUGCAGUCCCUGGGCCAGCGGCUACAGCGGGAGUUUGUGCCCAAGCCAGAGGCUCAGGUCCAGCUACAGCAGUUGCGACGGAGUGUGGGGCUAUUGACAGAUGAACUGGCCAUGGAGAAGGAGGCUACAGAGAAGUUACAGAAACGCCUGGCCUUGCAGAGCAGUGGCCUCCAAGGGCUGUGGGACUGUCUGCCCCCAGACCUACUGGGCAAGGGGAGUGCGCGGAGCACAGCGGCCGAGCCCCUGGAGGAGCUGCAGGCCUGCAUCAGCACCCUGGUGAACAGGCACAGCGAGGCCCAGCUGGUGCUGGCUCGGCUGGAGGAGGAAAACCGGCAGUUGCGGGGGUCCCUGGCCCUACGUGGAGGGUCAGGUGCCGCCUCCAAGGCCCCAGCAUCCCCCCAAGUGGCCGCUCUGGAGCAAGACCUGGGGAAGUUGGAGGAAGAGCUGCGGGCCGUUCAGGCCACGAUGAGCGGGAAGAGCCAGGAGAUCGGGAAGCUGAAGCAGCUGCUCUACCAAGCCACGGAGGAAGUGGCUGAGCUGAGGGCCCGCGAGGCGGCCAGCCUGCGGCAGCAAGAGAAAACUCGGGGUUCGCUGGUGGCUCAGGCCCAGGCUUGGGGCCAGGAGCUAAAGGUUCUGCUGGAAAAGUAUAACACGGCCUGCCGGGAGAUGGGCCGGCUGCGGGGGGCCGUGGCCGAGGAGCGGCGCCGGAGCGGGGACCUGGCCGCGCGGGCUGCGGAGCAGGAGCGCCAGGCCAGCGAGAUGCGCGGGCGCUCCGAGCAGUUCGAGAAAACAGCGGAGCUGCUGAAAGAGAAGAUGGAGCAUCUCAUUGGGGCUUGCCGGGACAAGGAGGCCAAGAUCAAGGAGUUGUUGAAGAAGCUGGAGCAGCUUUCAGAGGAGGUUCUAGCAGUUCGGGGAGAAAAUGCUUGUCUUGCCCUGCAGCUACAAGAUUCCCAGAAGAACCACGAAGAGAUCAUCUCCACCUACAGGAAUCAUCUGCUGAAUGCUGCUCAGGGCUACAUGGAACAGGAUGUGUACAAUAUCCUACUGCGAAUCCUCAGCUUGCAAGAGGAGUGAGGCAGCCUUACUGUGUGCCCUCAGGGAUACGGGAUUUCUCUGUUGGAAUAAGAGCAUCCCUGGUUUACACCAUCAGGCUGUGGUGGGUUGGGGGCUGGCUACUAGGGGUGGUGUCAGUAGGGCUUCACCUGACAUUAUGGACCCCAGACCUGAGACCUGGACUCUGGAAUCAGCAUGGAUGAGACCAGAGGAAGUUUGGAUCGAAACCAGCUCUUUGGAAAAUAAAGC